Molecule: messenger RNA, 1164 nt
Organism: Symbiodinium sp. CCMP2456
Lineage: Eukaryota; Dinophyceae; Suessiales; Symbiodiniaceae
Source: the annotation of a GenBank genome assembly
AUGCAAGCUGCAUAUGGAAGCCUUCUGAACGCAGACCUUUGGUGCAGAGUUUGCCGCUGCCUGGAUGUGGAAAGCUUUCUGAGAUUCCGGGCCUGCCAGAGAUCCGGCCAAGUGUCUGUGAACUUCCUGGAGAUCGUCUUCCCGCCCAGCAUCGAGAAGCCCUCCGUGGUUGCACAACUCAACCAGCUGCUUGAGGCUUUCCCCGAGCGCCAGCUGCAGCUUCGCUGCUGGCGUCUGGCCGCCAGGUUGUCGAAGCAGGAACUCAUCGACACCGAGGAUGCCAUCUUGUGCAUCAACCACUGCGACUCAAAUCCCUCAGUCGUUCAGUGCGUUUUCGGACUCCGUCGAGAUCGAGGUUUCGGAAGCGCUCACCCUUUCAUGCUGGAGUGGGACUGCGAGGAUGACGCGGCCGUGCAGGUCCUUGCCUUCCACAGCCGUUGCAAUCUCUGGUCUUUGGACGUUCUUGACCUGGAGCAGCCCUUUACCCUCCGCUUUCAUCUGCGCAUCCCUGGGCCGACUGGUGGUGUCCACGUGGCGCUGAGCUCGAACCUGAAGCCGUGGCAAGGCAUGGCGGCAGGCAGUUGUGAUGCGGUGACUGUCGCGAUUUUGAAGCGAGGGAACUGGCGGCAUGCCUGCGAUGUCGUUUGGGUCCGUGGCGCCAUGUUCGGCACCGACCUCGCUCUCCACAUGUGCCCAAGACGAAGGUCUCCAUCUGUCACCUUGGUGGGGGGACGAUCCAAGUUGAGGCUUUCGGCGAGCAUCGAGUUUUCGAGGGCCUCCUCACCACAAGCCGCCCCGGUCGCCCACUGCCCCGCUAUGCACGCCUCGGGUUUCUUUGCUGGGACCACGAUUCGCGGUAUGACCUUCGCCACAUUGCGCUGGAGUCAUGAGGCCACACCAAAGCUCAGUGCCCGGCCACCUCGUGCUGUCCGUCAGCAUCCAUCAGCGACGAUUCGCGGCCCACUCCGAUCCAAUCUCGCAAAGGCGAAGCUCGUCGUGAUGAUGUCUACGCACGCACAGAUCAACAAAGCCAAAGUACAGGUGACUUGGCGAGUGAGCUGGCGAGACAGGAGAACGAUUCUCUUGGAGGGCUCGGCAGCGCAAUCUUGUCGGCUGCCGACGUCCUGGGUGAGCAAAUAUAGGGGGCGUAGCCCUAAACCCUAA